This is a messenger RNA of Paramecium octaurelia, 377 nucleotides long. The record is from the annotation of a GenBank genome assembly. Lineage: Eukaryota; Ciliophora; Oligohymenophorea; Peniculida; Parameciidae.
AUGUAUUAAUUCAAGAACGAAGGAAUUGAGUACACUUUUGAAAUCCCUUUGGCCAAGAAUUGCAAGACAGAUCAAAUAGUGUACUCUGGAGGAGGGAAUCAGUCAACAAUUGGGGAUUAUCAUAUAAGGGAGGGUGGUAAAGUAGAAACUGAAUAUUAUAGCAUUAGUUUGGAGCUGAUUAUUUGAUUUAUGAAGACAAGCCCGAAGUCUGUCAUUCGAAAUACACUUUGAAUCUGCAAUGUGAUAACUUGAUUGGGAUUAAUAGAUUGGCAGAGAAAACUGAUAAAAUAAGUUUGAUAGGCAAUAUGAAAAUUAUAAGAAAAUACAGAAGAACAACAAGGAAAGAAAAGCGAAAGCAAUAGUAAAGAUAAUUAUGA